Trichosurus vulpecula (common brushtail) is the source of this 5637-nucleotide messenger RNA. RefSeq names its product phospholipid phosphatase 7 (inactive) (gene PLPP7). Gene Ontology annotation, molecular function: sphingosine-1-phosphate phosphatase activity. Bases 218 to 1033 code for a protein of 271 amino acids. The record is from RefSeq and is a predicted model, not a curated record. NCBI's taxonomy places the organism in Eukaryota, Metazoa, Chordata, Mammalia, Diprotodontia, Phalangeridae. The transcript has 2 exons. Gene Ontology annotation, cellular component: nuclear envelope.
AAGCUUGGUAGCAGCAAUGAAGUAAACAGCCAUGUGCAUUCCUCUACUCUAUAUUUAACUACAGCGGUUUGUGCAGGAGAGGUCUGCAAGAGGAGGGAAUUGUGGUUCUUUACAGAAGCUCCUGGCUUGGGGGAGAGAGUGCAGCUAUCUGAGUGGGGUAUCCCUGGCUCAUCUUGGGCAGAGGGCCUUUCUCUUUGUGAGCCAAUCCAAGGCUGUCAUGCCAGCCUCUCAAAGCAGGUCCCGGGCACGGGACCGAAAUAAUGUUCUAAACAGGGCUGAGUUCCUGUCACUGAACCAGCCUUUAAAGGGGGCUCAGGAAAAUAGGAGCUCAAGCAGGAAGACAACAGGCCCAUCUGUGCAGGCCCCGCCACUGAAUGAGGGGUCCAAGGAGCGGAGGCAGUCCCAGCAGCUGCCCGAAGAGGACUGCAUGCAGCUAAACCCAUCCUUCAAGGGAAUCGCGUUCAACUCCUUGCUGGCUAUUGACAUCUGUAUGUCCAAGAGACUGGGCGUUUGUGCCAACCGAGCUGCCUCCUGGGGCAGUGCCCGAUCUAUGGUCAAACUCAUUGGGAUCACAGGGCAUGGGAUCCCUUGGAUUGGGGGCACCAUUAUCUGCCUGGUGAAGAGCAGCACUCUUGCAGGACAAGAGGUCCUAAUGAAUCUGCUGCUGGCUCUGCUCUUGGAUAUCAUGACCGUGGCUGGAGUGCAGAAGCUCAUCAAACGACGAGGCCCUUAUGACAUGAGCCCAGGCCUCCUAGACUACCUCACCAUGGACAUCUAUGCCUUCCCAGCUGGCCAUGCCAGUCGAGCCGCCAUGAUAUCCAAGUUCUUCCUCAACCACCUUGUGCUGGCCGUCCCCUUGAGGAUCCUUUUGGUGCUCUGGGCCUUCUGUGUGGGUUUGUCAAGGGUUAUGAUUGGGCGGCAUCACAUCACUGAUGUUGUCUCUGGCUUCGUUAUUGGCUACUUCCAAUUCAAACUGGUGGAGCUGGUCUGGAUGUCCUCCAACACCUGCCAGAUGUUGAUAUCCAUCUGGUGAACAGCACUGUUGCAGCUUGAUCUGUUCAAGAGAGGGGAGAUGAAGAAUAAAAAAACCACCCUUCAGUGGAAGGAAGUUGGAGCCAUUCCCACUUGAAUAUGUUAUUAGACCCCCAUUUUAUUUCCCUAUCAUGUUUGGUGGCCAGUAUCCAUAGGUUAUCCCAGUCAUAAUAUGGGGGGCCGUGGUUCUUGAAAAACACCAAUUUCCCCAUCCUUCCCCCAAACACCUAGAGUUACUUUGGCUUUCCCUCAUUAUCUCAAACCCAGUGGAGUUUCAGCAUUUCAGAAUAAAUAUUGCUAAGCUCCUGCUUAUAGAGAUGUCAGAGUAAAAGUCAAGCUGGGAAAAGUGGGUGGUUUUUGGUAUUCACCUUUUGUUGUUACUGUUGUCAAGUUUUUUUUGGCAGGUGCUUGUAAAUCCCAGGCCCCAUUCCUCCAAGAAAUGCCCCAUCAUCCCCUUUUGAUGUGUGGGCCUGUCAGCACUCACCGUAGGAUACUCAAGUCAGCAUCGGAGCUCAGGCAUUGGGUGAGCCAGCUAGAGAAGCUCUUUUCUGCAGGUCUUGUCUCCAGCUGGCUUUUCCCAGGGCGCUCCUACAUCCUGGCAUUUGGGAAGGCCAGUGCUAGCCCAUCCUGCUGCACUCAGAAAGUUAGACUAGACAAAGCACUGGCGAGCAUCCAGUAGCAUCCAGCGCUGCUUUGGCCCCCAGGGGCCGGACUCUGUGUGACCUAAUAGGUCCUUUCCAAGUCAAACUUGUAUAGUUCUCUAUUUCAUGUGAUAAUAUAUACAAUAUGCCAAUGAGCCAUUUGGGGUGGUUUUUGUCCCCCAGUGAAAGAAUCACUUUUCAUGACUCAGCACUUUUGUUGCCGGCUUGUUAAAACACAGCGACUCCAUGGAGAAACAGAAAUUGCUUUCAGAAUAGGGGCUGGAAAACUCGGGGGAUUCAGGAAGGUCACUAAAGUCUUCUGCCUUCUUCAGGCAGACCAAUUUUCAAACCCGCCUUGGUCAGGCAUGUGUUUACCAGAAGAUGACUUGCAAAAUGUAGUAGAACUCACGGUAUUUUCAGUUCUCUGUUUCACAAACUCCCACACAGUUAGCGUCCUAUGCUGGAACUCACUCCAGCCCAGUGGUGUGUAGUGACCUCAUUAGGCUGGUUCCAUCAAAAGACUUGGGCCGCAAAUGGUCCCGGAAAACCUCACGUCUUUUUGUGGCCUGCUGGAUUUGUGGCAUUACCCAUGAUCUACUGACUCCAGGCUAGACUUUUUUGCCUGCCCUACCCCAGACUCCCUGGAAUUGAAAAGGGAGGGAGUCAUAGUAGCAAGAGAUGGAAAGGGAAUUCAUUUAAUCAAUUUGUCCCCUAUAAUCGUAGAAACUUUAUUUUGCAGCCUCCUACCCAGGGGUGUUGUGAGACUGAAAUGAGAGAGUGGAUGUAAAGCACUUUGUAAAUCUCAAAGAGCUAUUUCAAUGCCAGUCAUUGUAAUUAUUAGCCUAUAGUCAUCAGGCCUCCAAUCUGGGAAUGAUUUCAGCCCCUGACCCUUCUACCGCAUUCCUGCCGUAGAGCAAUAUAGAAGUAUGCUGGUAAAUGUUUGGGCUUGGGGGGGGCGGGGGGGGAAUGGAUGCAAACACUUUAAAAUUUAAUCUACAUUAUUAAUACUUUCUUAAGCCCAGACAACCAAUAAAACAAUCAAUCAACCCAGGAUUUGUAUAGAUUAUUUCUGAGGUGUUGAUACGAUGAAAAUUUAAUAAUUUUGUCUCCUUGACAAGUGGUCAUUCCAGUCUCUACUUAAACACUUCCAGUGACAGGGCACUCACUACCUUACGAAGUGACCAAUUCCAUGAUUGGACAAUUGUUAGCUGUUUAAAAAGUUUUUCCUUAGGUUGACCUGAAAUAUACCUCCCUAUAAUUUCCACCUACUGGUCCUAGUGCUGCCUUCUGAAGCUACACAGAAUAAAUAAGUUGAAUCAUUCUUCCACUCAACCGCCUGUCAGAUAUCUGAAAAUAGCAAUCCUGCUUCCCCUUCCCCUUCAACAUUUCCUCAUUUGACAGGGUUUCCAGACCCCUCCUUAUGCCAGUCACCCUUCUUGUGUCACUGCCAAAUUUGUCAAUGUUCCUAUAAAUAGAAUAGCAAUGAAAUCCCUGAUGGCUGCUGGCCUGAGACCCCAGGACCCAGGUCAAUCAGUCAAACACUGGGACAACUCAAUCGAUGAGGGAUACUUUGGUCUCAAGUUGCUUAUAAGCCCCAGAUCACUCACUUCUCCUGGCUUGGAAAAUCCUCUCUCUUCCCUCUGUUAUCCAUCUUUAAAACUGGAUCGUUUGGAAGCAUUAUAAAUACAUUCUACAUAUGCUAUGAGAUGUUUCCAUUUAAAGUGCCCCAGGCAGAAGAGAUCUAUGGCAAAGCUUCUUCCCCUUCCCACCCCUUCCAUCUGGCUCUAACAAGGAAUCUGUUCCUUCCAUACAAAUCUAAAUUUCAGGUUUCCUGUUUGGGCUGGUGCAUGCUGAUGGCUCAUCUCAGACUACCUGCUGCAGGCUGGGGCCUGUAGAAGAGAACAGGAGCAUCUGUAUUCUGGUCCUUUGUCCCUAACCUCCAAUCUCUCCUGCUCAGAGACUCCUUGGAGGAUCCUGGGAAGGAGGUGGCCUGGACAGAACAGAGGCCUUGUGGCAGCUGUUCUAUGACAGGUGGUGACCUUCAAGAAUUUGAAUCCUCUGACUUGUCAAAUAUAUUUAAGAGAUCCAGUGACUCCUACAUAGUGGCAUUGCUCAUGGCAGUGGUCACCAGCCCUGGAGUCAGGCUUUUAUCCCCAUUGUAUCAUUAACAACCUUGUGACUGAACUAAAAAAUCUCCAAAGUCCGUUCCAGCUCCAAUCAUCUCUAUUCUAAGGUCCCUUUGGGCUCCUGUAUAUUCCCGGAUCCCUUUUAUCUCAGACAUUCUAUAUCACUUAACCUCUCUGGGCCUCAAUUUCUUCAUCUAUAAAAUGUGGAGAUUGGAUUCCAUGAGGUGUAAGCUUCUCUCCUAGCUCUAGAUCCAUGAUCUCAUGUCGGCUUUGACAUCUUGUGACCUUUCUAAGGUUCUUUCCAACUCAGUCUAUAUUUUAAAGUUCCUUACAGCUCCAACAUUCAGGGUUCUAAGGUCCCUUCCAGUUUUGACAUUCUGUGAUUCAAAGUCACUAACAACCCUUCUAAAAUACACUGAUUCCAUAGUAUCUCCAAUGAGAUUGUGACAGGUAGGUGAGAGGAGGGAGGGGAGAGGAAGGGCUUGAUUCAUGACUGCAUCGAAGGAAAAUUCUUCAUCUUCACCUCCUUUGGAGUGAAUCCCACAGAUGCUUAAGCUUUUAAACCUCCUUUGGGCAAAGACUGAGAGUAAAGUUGGGGGUGGGGUGCUGAACUGUGUAUGAUAGGGAUGGGCAAACAAGAGGGAGGCAAGAUUGACAGUUCCUCUAGAAAAGCCACACUCCCUAUUCAGGGAGAAAACCCAGGAAGGAGGGAGUAGGACUGAAUUGGGCUCAGCAACAGCUGUAGAAGAGGUGUGUGCUUGUAUGCUUGGAUGGGUACACAAAUAAACAUUCAUCUCUAUGAUCAGGUCUGAUUGACAGAAAGUAGUGGGGGUAGGAUUGGACUGUUUCAUGGGAAGAGAACAGUCAUAAUUAUAGUAUUUUAAAGCCAAAGGGGACUUUGGUGACCAUCAAGUCCAGUCUCUCCAUUUUACGGAUGGGGAAACCAAGGCAUACAAUAUAACUUGCCCAAAGUCACACAGAAAGUCAGUGACAGAUUCAGUCCUAUAAUUGUGGUCUCCUGAUUCUAGUCAAUGGUAUUUUCCACUGCACUGUGCUGUUCAACUCCUCUCAGAAGUAAAAGAAACGUGGCUAUGGGCCUAACCUCUCAUAUUGCUUAAAGGGGAAAAUUCAAAUGUUGGUUAGCUUGAGAAGCAAGAGGUCAGGAGUCACCAAAGGAUUCCAUCCCAGGAUCAAAAAACUUCAAUCUUCCAAUCCUGAACUUUCACGGAAAAUCAAACAGCUAGUGGGGGCUUCCUGAGGUGACUAGGCCCUUUGCUUCUAAGCUGGUGAGUGCCUAACACCAUGAUUCUCAUUGGUAAUUCUGGUGUUGGAUGUCUCCCCACCCCAACCCCUGAAAAUAAAAAUAUAAAAAACAAAACACCCAAACUAUUCCCUGGCCCUAUCAAAUUUCUUUAAGAAAUGAUUGCAAAAUUUUCCCACCCCCCCCCAAAAGGAGUACCUCCCCUCAACUCCCAGACAAAAUUACUCCAAAUUCGUUUUUGAAAAUGAAAUUGUCUUAAAAAUAAACACAGGUUCCAUGAUACUUUUUGGCUAUGGAAAGAAAAGUAUCACAAAAAUCAGAUGGAAGAGCAAUCAUAAGGUGGCUGUAAUCUAAACUUGAUGGGAACUACUGACCUUCAUGAGCCAAAGUGGAUGGCUAGGAAUCCUAUUUUCAAAUACGUACCAGGUAUAGAGACUCCACUGUCUUCUUCAGUCUCCUGAUACAGCAUUUGGUCACUCUGGCAGUUAAAAUGUUCACACGCAUCACAGACCAUCAAAGAAAUCAGAACACAGAAUAUCAAAACUGGAAGGGACUUUAGAAUAUAGAAUAUCAGAGA